Messenger RNA from Rotaria sp. Silwood1, 1578 nucleotides. The record is from the annotation of a GenBank genome assembly. NCBI's taxonomy places the organism in Eukaryota, Metazoa, Rotifera, Eurotatoria, Philodinida, Philodinidae.
AUGACAGAAACAAAAAAAUCUAUAACAUUAACACAUGAACAAUUAGAAGCUAUUUUAAAAACUGAUCAUAUUCGGAAACAUUUAAUUAAUGUUGGCUUAAAUACAAAUGAACAAGAACGACUACAACCAAUUAAUUAUAAUUCAACUGAUCGAAAACCUAAAAGUACAGUUAUGGCUCAGCAAAAACAAAUAACAAACAAAACACUACAUUCAACAAGCUUUUCAUCAUCAAAGCAAUCAACAUGGAUAGAAAAUGUUCGAAUACGUCAAGCAGUCAGUCCGGAGAUAAUGCCUGCUGAUAAUCGAUGUUUUAUAACAAUGAGAUAUUUUGGAGAUGAAAUUAAUAUUGAUUAUAAUCGUAGUUUAUUUAUACCUCAAGAUGAUGAAAUAAUUAUUAUGCAACAACAUUGUGGUGGAGAAAAUCUUACUAUUUUUAAAGGUCUAUUAAAACCUAAUGAUGAUUUUUCAUUUGAAUCACGACGACAUACAGAUUAUCCAUUUGCAUUAGCAUUUUAUGUCAAUGGUAUUAUUAAUAAUCGUCUAUCUGUUUGUUGUGAAUAUAGAUGUAAAAAUGAUAUGCGUAUUGGAGGAAAACGUGGUCUAUUUGCUAUUCGAGGUAUAGAAAAAUGUGCACCAUGUCGAAGAUGUCGAUUUGAAGAACGAAUGAAAAAAUUAAUGGAAGGAGAAUCAAGACCAAAAUCUAAAAGAACUCGUUAUCGAAAACCGACUAAGAGUCGUACACCAACUCGACAAUCAAGUACAUCACGUGAGAAAAUAUCAAAAUCAACUUCUUCAUCUAUUCAAAGUUCACAGAAAAAAACAUCCAAUAUAAUCAGUUCGAAAUCAAAUCAACCUAAUAAAACAGAUUCAAAAACAAAUGAAAUUGAUAAUAAAGAUCAUUCAAAAACAAAUGGAUCACCUAUAUCAAGUCCAAAACCAAUCGAAUCUAAUAAGGAAGAUUUUCAAACAAAUGAAUCAUCUAUAUCAAAUCCGAAACCAAUCGAAUCUGAUAAUCAACCUAUCAAUGCAGGAUAUUCUCAUGAGUUAUAUUCUGAAAGAUCUGAUUCUUCUGUUCCUUCUCUAAAACCAAUUCAAGUAGAUGAGAAUAAUUCAAAAACAAAUGGACUUCUUAAAAUUAGUCCAAGAACAAUCGAAAGUGAUAAUGAAGAUUCUUCCGAAACAAGUGAAUCUUCUAUACCAAAACAGAAAUCAAUUGAAAAUAAUAAUAAACAAAUUGAUUUGAAAAAAAAUACAUUUCGUAUGACAAGUCCAGUGUCAAUUAAAUCUGACACAUCAAGUUUAGAAGAACGACAUGAAUCGCCAUCACUAAGAAGAAUUCGUCCAAUGACUGCGCCAAGUCAUCAAUCAAAAACAACUACUUCACCAAAUCCUUAUGGUGAAGAUUUUGAAGAAGUAGACGAUGAAAUACAUUCACCACUUUCAACUUCUCGUGAAAAUGAACCAAUUCAAUCACCAUCAUCGGAUACAUUGAAAAUGCAACAUAAAAAAAAUAAUGAUCUUGAUCAUUCUUCUAUUAUUUCAGAUGAAAUAAAUGAAGAUUCAAAUAAUGAUGAUUAA